AUGUUCAGCCGCCAGAAGGGUGCCAACCUUCUGAGUGCCAACCCCGGGGCAAACCAGCCAGAAGAGUGCCAACCUUCUGAGUGCCAACCCCGGGGCAAACCAGCCAGAAGAGUGCCAACCCCGGGGCAAACCAGCCAGAAGAGUGCCAACCUUCUGAGUGCCAACCCCGGGGCAAACCAGCCAGAAGAGUGCAAACCUUCUGACCAGAAGAGUGCCAACCUUCUGAGUGCCAACCCCGGGGCAAACCAGCCAGAAGAGUGCCAACCCCGGGGCAAACCAGCCAGAAGAGUGCCAACCCCGGGGCAAACCAGCCAGAAGAGUGCCAACCCCGGGGCAAACCAGCCAGAAGAGUGCCAACCCCGGGGCAAACCAGCCAGAAGAGUGCCAACCCCGGGGCAAACCAGCCAGAAGAGUGCCAACCCCGGGGCAAACCAGCCAGAAGAGUGCCAACCCCGGGGCAAACCAGCCAGAAGAGUGCCAACCCCGGGGCAAACCAGCCAGAAGAGUGCCAACCCCGGGGCAAACCAGCCAGAAGAGUGCCAACCUUCUGGGCAAACCAGCCAGAAGAGUGCCAACCCCGGGCAAACCAGCCAGAAGAGUGCCAACCCCGGGGCAAACCAGCCAGAAGAGUGCCAACCCCGGGCAAACCAGCCAGAAGAGUGCCAACCCGGGGCAAACCAGCCAGAAGAGUGCCAACCCCGGGGCAAACCAGCCAGAAGAGUGCCAACCCCGGGGCAAACCAGCCAGAAGAGUGCCAACCCCGGGGCAAACCAGCCAGAAGAGUGCCAACCCCGGGGCAAACCAGCCAGAAGAGUGCCAACCUGA
Molecule: messenger RNA, 825 nt
Organism: Oncorhynchus gorbuscha (pink salmon)
Lineage: Eukaryota; Metazoa; Chordata; Actinopteri; Salmoniformes; Salmonidae
Product: basic salivary proline-rich protein 2-like
Exons: 3
Coding region: 1-825 (274 amino acids)
Source: RefSeq, a predicted model, not a curated record